UAAGAGCUUAACAUAAAAAGAAAAUAAAGGAAAAAAAAAUAGCAAAUAAAUUUUCCCUUUUGACAAUCCGAUGUUCUAAGGUUGUUCGUAACUUCGAUUUGUUGAACAUUAGCUCCAAUCUGAAUCUUGAUUAUCGUUUUUUCUUGAUACUGGGAUUCAUAGCUGAAAAUGGCAUCAAUGGUUGCUAAAGUUAAUUGUCAGGUGUCUUCUUCAGUUUCUAUACAAGAAAAGGGGAGUAGAAAUAAGAGGAAAUUUCGGGCUGAUCCGCCUUUAAGUGGUGACCCAAAUAAGAUUAUCUUGUCGCCUCAAAAUGAAUGCCCAAGUUAUGAAUUUUCAGCGGAGAAAUUCGACAUUGCCCCAGGUCAUGGACAAUUAAGUGCCUGUGAUCUGUGUUGUGUUAACCAAAAUCAUUCUGAUGGGUUGAAACUUGAUCUUGGAUUGUCUAGUGCUGCAGGUGCAACUGAAGUUGGGCCUAGCCGGCCUAGAGAAGAAUUAGAGGCAGAUGAAUUCCAAGAUGCUGAUUGGAGUGAUCUUACGGAAGCUGAGCUUGAAGAACUUGUUUUAAGCAAUUUAGACACCAUUUUCAAGAGUGCAAUAAAAAAAAUCAUUGCUUUUGGUUACACUGAAGAAGUUGCUACAAAGGCUAUCUUAAGGUCUGGCCUUUGUUAUGGGUGUAAAGACACAGUGUCAAAUAUAGUGGAUAAUGCUUUAGCAUUUCUUAGAAGUGGCCAAGAAAUUGAUCCUUCAAGGGAGCACUAUUUCGAGGAUUUACAGCAGCUGGGGAAGUAUGUAUUGGCAGAAUUGGUUUGUGUUCUUCGAGAGGUUAGGCCUUUCUUCAGCACAGGGGAUGCAAUGUGGUGCUUGUUGAUUUGUGAUAUGAAUGUUUCACAUGCUUGUGCAAUGGAUGGAGAUCCCUUGAGUAGUUUUGUGGGUGAUGGGGCCUCAAGUGGGAGCUCCUAUAAUUCCACCCAAAUUCAAUCUAAAACAGAAAUCAAAAGCUUGGAAUUGAAUCUUCCAAGUUCUUCUAAACAGUUUAAUUGUUCUCAUAGUACUCAAUCCGAAGCACCCACCAUGGCAGGAGUUCCCAACAUAAUGAAACCAAAGAAUUCCCUUGUUCUCAAUGGACUAGUAUCAGAGAAAGAGGGCACAACUACAACAUCUGAUACUAUUGAUAAAUCCUUUAAUGUUGCAGGAACGUCUCAAUCUCCUGCAGUGGAAGAAAAGUUUGGGGGAAGUAGAAAGGUCCAUUCUGGUACUACUAAGAGAGAAUACAUACUCCGACAAAAGUCACUUCAUGUGGAGAAACAUUACCGGACAUAUGGAUCUAAAGGGUCUUCAAGAGGAGGAAAGCUUAGUGCUUUUGGUGGUUUAAUCUUGGAUAAAAAAUUGAAAUCUGUAUCAGAAUCCGCUGCAGUUAAUCUCAAAAGUGCUUCCUUAAAGAUAAAUAAACCAGUGGUAGUUGAUGUGCCUCAAGUCAAUGGGAAUCAUAGUCUUUCAGUCAACUCUGGACUCCCUUCCUCUGCAGCUUCAAACCUGGAAAGUAUUAAUACCAUUUCAGCAUUGUCUAAGACCAACACUUCAACAACAGUAGCUGCAGUUAAUUCUCCACCUGCAUUACCUGCACCUAGUACACCACCUUCAUUAUCAGCUGCCGAUACUGAACUUUCUCUUUCACUUCCUACUAAGAGCAACUCUGCUUUGGUGCCCUCAAGCUGUAAUGCUGAGCCAUCUAAUUGUAGUUUUGCUGGCAUACCAUAUGAUAAAUCUCUGGGGCAGUGGGUACCCCGGGACAAGAAGGAUGAGUUAAUUUUGAAGUUGGUUCCGAGGGUUCGGGACCUGCAAAAUCAGCUCCAGGAGUGGACAGAGUGGGCAAAUCAGAAGGUUAUGCAGGCUGCUCGAAGGCUGAGUAAGGAAAAGGCUGAACUUAAAACUCUGAGACAAGAAAAAGAAGAAGUUGAACGGCUCAAGAAAGAGAAGCAGACUUUGGAAGAAAACACUAUGAAGAAGCUAUCUGAGAUGGAGAAUGCUUUGUGCAAGGCUAGUGGGCAGGUCGAGCGAGCUAAUUCUGCUGUCCGAAGGCUUGAGGUGGAGAAUGCUCAACUGAGGCAGGAGAUGGAAGCUGCUAAAUUACGUGCUGUAGAGUCAGCUGCAAGCUGUGAGGAGGUUUCCAAGAGAGAGAAGAAGACGCUGAUGAAAUUUCAGUCAUGGGAGAAGCAAAAAACCUUGUUCCAGGAAGAACUUAGUACAGAAAAACGCAAAGUAACACAGCUGCUACAGGAAUUAGAGCAAGACAAAUGUCUUGAAGAGCAACUUGAGGCUAAAUGGAAACAGGAGGAAAAAGGGAAGGAAGAACUACUUGUGCAGGCCAAUUCCAUAAGAAAAGAAAGAGAACAAAUUGAGGCUUCAACAAAAUCAAAAGAGGAUAUGAUUAAAUCCAAAGCGGAAAAAAAUCUGCAGAAAUACAAAGAUGACAUUGAGAAGCUUGAAAAAGAAAUCUCCCAAUUGAGACUGAAGACUGAUUCUUCCAAAAUUGCUGCACUCAAGAGGGGCAUUGAUGGAAGCUAUGCCAGCAGACUUACAGACAUCAGAAAUGGCCUAGAUCACCAGAAUUCCUGGGCCCCUUAUAUCUCAGAUGUGGUGAGAGAUUUUCAGGACUACUCUGAGUUAGGUGGUGUGAAACGGGAACGGGAGUGUGUGAUGUGCCUUUCAGAGGAGAUGUCUGUGGUUUUUCUCCCAUGUGCUCACCAGGUGGUCUGUACAACAUGCAAUGAGCUCCAUGAGAAACAGGGCAUGAAGGAUUGCCCUUCUUGUAGGAGCCCCAUACAGCGGCGAGUCUCGGUUCGAUAUGCUCGUUCUUAAUUGUUUUCAGGGUGGUUGAGUUGAGUGUUCUGAAUAAUGAUUGCGGGACUCCUCCAAAAUGAAUAAUGCAUUUGAUUGGCCCCUUUUAUAGUUGAAAAACUCAAAUUGCCUUAUUUUUGCAAGGUUGAUAAUAGUAUGCUUUCCCACCUUCUUCCA
Quercus lobata is the source of this 3015-nucleotide messenger RNA. Its product is annotated as putative E3 ubiquitin-protein ligase RF298. The record is from RefSeq and is a predicted model, not a curated record. Bases 169 to 2859 code for a protein of 896 amino acids. NCBI's taxonomy places the organism in Eukaryota, Viridiplantae, Streptophyta, Magnoliopsida, Fagales, Fagaceae. The transcript has 4 exons.